CUAAAAUAUAAUACAGCAGCACCACCAGAAAGGAGCAACACAUUUGCAAGCUUUCCUGUACUUUAGUCAGUGAUGAAUUGGUCUGAACUCUGGACUGUCGUCAGCGGGGCCAACAAAUUCUCCACGGCGUUCAGCCACGUCUGGCUCGCCAUAGUCUUCUUUCGGGUGUUGGUGUUUGCGUUGGCAGUGCAGCAAGUCAGAGGUGAUGAGGACCGGGAUUUUAUGUGCAACACAGACGAACCGGGCUGCAGCACAGUCUGCUACGAUGCCAUCGUCCCAUUCUCUCACUUGCGGCUGUGGGCCAUGCAGCUCAUCUUUGUCACAUGUCCCUCUCUGAUGGUGGUGGCCCACGUGAAAUAUCGUCUGAGGAAAGACAAGGCAUAUAUCGCCAGGCAUGGGACUCGUCUGUAUAACAAUCCUGGGAAAAAACGUGGAGCGUUGUGGUGGACGUACCUGGUUAGUCUGCUCUUCAAGAUCACCUUUGAUGCCGGCUUCCUCUACCUCCUCCAGUACAUUUACAACGGCUACGAAGUACCCAGACUGUCCAAGUGCUCUUUGGCGCCGUGCCCCAUAACGGUGGACUGCUUUAUUUCACGGCCUACAGAGAAGAAAAUCUUCAUUUUCUUCAUGGUGGUUUCCUCUGCCUUCUCCAUCUUCACCUGCGUCUGCGAGAUUAUUUACCUCGUCUGCAAACGCAUCAUGAAAAUCAUUUCGUGGAUGAAUGAAAGGAAGCGGAUUAAUGCCAUCAUCGAGCUUAACAGCAUGAUUGUGGAAGCAAAACAGAGAGCAUGAAUGUGGAUCUUCACAACCAGAAACACAUCAACUAAUUGAUGACUUUUGUAAAUAGAUUGAAUGGCAUUUAAAUAAAGUUAUUUUGCAUUUGUGCAUUUACAA
Doryrhamphus excisus (bluestripe pipefish) is the source of this 894-nucleotide messenger RNA. Its product is annotated as gap junction beta-4 protein-like. Gene Ontology annotation, molecular function: gap junction channel activity. Lineage: Eukaryota; Metazoa; Chordata; Actinopteri; Syngnathiformes; Syngnathidae. Gene Ontology annotation, cellular component: connexin complex. Gene Ontology annotation, biological process: cell-cell signaling. The record is from RefSeq and is a predicted model, not a curated record.